Pungitius pungitius (ninespine stickleback) is the source of this 4101-nucleotide messenger RNA. RefSeq names its product solute carrier family 41 member 2b (gene slc41a2b). The record is from RefSeq and is a predicted model, not a curated record. Gene Ontology annotation, biological process: monoatomic cation transport. Gene Ontology annotation, molecular function: monoatomic cation transmembrane transporter activity. The transcript is spliced from 11 exons. Gene Ontology annotation, cellular component: plasma membrane. NCBI's taxonomy places the organism in Eukaryota, Metazoa, Chordata, Actinopteri, Perciformes, Gasterosteidae. The coding region runs from base 294 to 2012 and encodes 572 amino acids.
UCUGUUUUGUGCUUGUUUUUAUUGUAAAUUGUAUUGUAUUGCAUUUAUGUGCUUGGUGUUAAUCAAGGCGACGUUGAUGCCUCAGUGCAGAUUACGCUCAAUAUUUCUCAGGCGGAGUAGUUCAUCUUCUCGACAUAGACGAGCUUUGGUGGCAUUUUUGCUGUGACGCGGCUCUUUCCUCGGCUCUAGCUCGCUGUCAGGGAAGAAGCCUCCCAUCUCUUCUUCUGGAUACCAUGUCCCUGCUCCAAUAAGCCGAUGUCAGGAGAUCAGACACUGUGGUUUUGUACCACACCAUGAGUAUCCAGAGUCUGGGAGGAGCCAUAGGGGAUUCCCUGGGCUCUAGCCUGGCGGUGCGUAUGAGCGGAGGGUGGAGUGCUCGCUCUCUCAAACCCGUUUCCUCCGGACGGAUCGCCUCCCUCUUCCAGACCAUGGUUCCCACCGGUUACACCAAGCUGCAGGAGGAGCGGCUAGCCAUGGUGGACGUCGGAGCCAAACCCGAGGCCGCCUCGCUGCAGAACGGCUACAGACAGGAGGCGUCUCACAUAGAAGGACGCCGGCUCCUGGACCGGGCCUCCCGCUCUUCUGUGACUUUAUCUGACUGUGGAGAUGGAGGCUACUCCGAGACAGAGCCCAUGCUGGCUGACAGGAGACUCUCAGCGGAGGAGGCAGAUGAAGAAGAAGAAGAAGAUGAUGAGGAGAAAGACGCGGUGGAGGAAAGGCCGAGAUCGGCUUCUCUCAACAUGCCCAAGGAGUCGCCGCUGGCCAUGGCGCUGCAGAUCUUGCUGCCAUUCUUGCUGGCUGGAUUUGGAACUGUAUCAGCUGGAAUGGUGCUGGACAUUGUGCAGCACUGGGAGGCGUUCCGGUACAUCACAGAGAUCUUCAUCCUGGUACCUGCUCUGCUCGGCCUCAAGGGAAACCUAGAGAUGACUCUGGCCUCCAGGCUGUCCACAGCGGUGAAUGUGGGCAAGAUGGAUUCUCCCAUCGAGAAGUGGAAUCUAAUCAUAGGCAACCUGGCCCUGAAGCAGGUCCAGGCCACAGUGGUGGGUUUCCUGGCCGCAGUAGCAGCCGUGGUUCUUGGCUGGAUCCCGGAAGGGAAGUUCCAGAUGAGCCACGCUGUGCUGCUCUGCUCCAGCAGCGUGGCCACGGCCUUUAUCGCCUCCCUGCUGCAGGGUUUCCUCAUGGUGGGUGUAAUUGUGGGUUCAAAGAAGACAGGCAUUAACCCAGACAACGUAGCCACACCCAUCGCCGCCAGUUUCGGUGACCUCAUAACCCUGGCGAUCCUGGCCUGGAUAAGCCAGGGCCUCUACAAGUGCCUGGAUACUUACCCGUACGUGUCGUCGCUGGUCUGCGCCUUCUUCAUGUGUCUGACCCCUCUGUGGAUCAUCAUCUCCUCCAAGCACCCGGCCAGCCGCACCCUGCUGUACUCCGGGUGGGAGCCCGUCAUCACUGCCAUGGUCAUCAGCAGCAUCGGAGGGCUCAUCCUGGACAAAACACUGUCUAACCCAAACCUGGCUGGCAUCGUGGUGUACACGCCGGUUAUUAACGGGAUCGGGGGCAACCUGGUUGCUAUUCAGGCCAGCAGGAUCUCCACUCACCUGCAUUUCCACUGUGCUCCUGGGGAGGUUCCUGAAGAGGCCAAGGGCUGCUACUAUCCCUGCCGCACAUUCUGGGGUACAGGAGCCAAUCAUCGCUCUGCUCAGGUGCUCCUCCUCUUGGUGAUCCCCGGUCACCUCAUCUUCCUCUACACCAUCCACCUGAUGAAGAGUGGACACACCACCCUGACCCCUAUCUUUAUGUCCGUCUACCUGGCUGCGGCCGUGCUUCAGGUGCUGCUGCUGCUGUGCAUCUCAGACUGGAUGGUCUACUCCAUGUGGCGGAGCGGCAAAGAUCCCGACAGUUUCUCCAUCCCUUACCUGACGGCUCUGGGCGACCUGCUGGGCACCGCCCUGCUGGCACUCAGCUUCCACUUCCUGUGGGUGAUAGGAGACCAGGACAGCGAUGUGGGCGACUGAGGCGGCGUUUGACUUCAAAGCUUCAGCAGUGGUGGAAAGAAAGGCCCCGUCUGUCUCCGCCACCCGACCUGGCGCUCCCGGAAGCUUUGUGGGAACGCUGGCCAGCACAUUCCUCUGCUCACUUCACUGAAACCACGACGUGGUUUUGGGAAGUAUUUUCUGCUCUUGGCUUUUUUUAAUUUUUAUGACACACAAAAGACAUUAUACCCACUGAAAUUAGACUGUUCCCAGCACAGCUUUUGAUCAGCAUAGUUUGCACCGAAGCACUUUCCUGUUGUUUUGCUGGUCUCGCUAAGAGGAGCAGGGAACCCCCCCCACCCCACCCCCACCGUGCUGAGGCUGGUUUACUCUGCAAGCAUCGGUCGGAGGUCUUCCACGUAAAAACAGCGUAAAAACAGCGUAAAAACAGCGUAAAAACUUGUGUGUUACGAUUUUGCAACAUCAAGUCAGUGGUGGGACACAGAGACGAUUACUGUGGAAGUUUGUCUGAGAUCAACUAAACCACCGCCUUGAGCUGCCAUGUGAGCAGGUGGCGGGGGGGGAAAUAACCUUUUCAACUGUCUAAAUGUACUCCCCAAAUAUUUUGUUCUCUGCCAGGCUACGGCUGGAUCAUUCCUCCAUGCACGUAUGCAUCUCUGCUGCCCAUAUCUUCUUUUUUUUUCUUCCUCAUUGGAGUUUUCAAACCAGCUCCCGACUGCAUGUUGGAUCUCGACUUCCAAAGGCUUUUGGGAGACCAGCAAGUAACUCAACUCAACUCCAGUCCUCCUGAUCGUUGUUGUAGCUCUCUAUUCAGAAUUUACAUGAAGUCUCAACAGUAAAGAUAAUGAGAUCAUUUAGUUUAAGAGUUGUUUAGUUGUUGAGGAUUGACCCUUCACUGCCCUGGAACAGUGAUUGCACAAUCAUUGCUUAGCCACAGUCACUGGGAUUCCAGGUCUGUACUGACACCUUUGGAUUUCUCCACAUGCUUAUCUUAUCCAAAACAAAUCCCACCCUGGAUCAAGUUCAGUCCAGCCAUCCCAGCAACUUUACCACAGAUACUGUUACGUUUACAGCAUGGUUUAGUCCUCAUCCUAAAAGUAAAGAGCCUACAGGUUGAAGUAUAGAGCUGCCAAAUGCGCUGGUCUUCUUUUAUCAGACUAGCCAUCUAGCUUUACACUGUAAUACAAAGACAUCCUGCGUUGGCGUACGUUGUUAAAAGGCUCCAGGAAAUGAUUAAGCAUUACAGCACAGCAGCCAUUGAAUGUCAGAAUAAAGUCAGCAACAGGAGCUAAGAGGAGCCGGGCUUAGUGAAAGGGCAAUUCCUGCUUCAGUUUCCAAAACCAAUUCCACGGAUACACUUUGUGUGUCUUUAAGCUUUACCCUCCUGGUAUGAUGUAAACGUUAACAGCACUUCUGAUCCUCAUCAUGUCCUCCUCUCGUUUCUCCUGUCUAGCAGCCUCCGUCGUGCACACAGAGCGGCAGGCUCAGGGAAUAACCGUUCCACUGUGGAUGUUCACACGCUGCUUUCAGUGCACGUGAGCAUAGCAUCUCCAUGCAUGAACACAACGAGUUAGCUGUUUUAAUGUCAGUUUAGGUUGAGUCUCUUCUUAUUUCAGACUAGUCUGAUCUGUGUUAACGUAACCUUAUUAAACAUAUUGUUCCCCUUUUCUGAAUGAUGUGUUUUAAAAGAUAAAGAUUAAUCCAACUGAAGCCGCCUGAUCAUUACGUUUCACCCUCUCAAUCAAACCCCUUAAUCUAAGCAGCAUAUUGUGUGCACGUGGACGUUCGCUCUCAUCAACUCCAAUAUGUGCCUCUUGAGAUUCGCUGGUUAACAAGGUAUUUCUCUCCGUCACGCCAUUAAUGCAAUUUUCUUUCUGAAGUUUAUAGUACUGCGCAGUGAAUUCCUUUUGCACUCUUUUUUCUUCUUCAACGGUAACGACCAUUGAGGAGUUUCAUUACUAAGUGAUAUCAUUUUAAUUGCUAUUAUGAAACAGCCUCGAGAGAUCAAAGUUGUUUGAAUCUAGAGGGUGACUUACAUUUACUAUAAAACCCUUUGAUUGGCUCAUGUUGGCCAAAACCGUCUGAAUAAAUGUCUUUUAAUUGAAAAUCA